UAUGACAGUAAAAUGACAGCUAAACAGGCAUGAUUUACCAAAUACCCUCUCCUAGCGAAAUAAAACCGAUAAAUUACAUAAAUACAUAUUGUUAAAAUUUAAUAAAAUAGGAAAACUAACAGAAAAGUUAUAAUAAAAUCGAAAAAUAAUACUAACUUUGAAAAUGUACAAAUUCCUGGCUAUAUCGAGAAGUGGCAAUGUUGUUCUGGUGGGCAAUAGAUGUAUGCAAGUGCUGCAGAAUCAGCGCUGGUAUUCUCAGCCCGGCCGAAGACCUGGAUUUCUAUCACAGUUUAUUGAUAACAUCAAGAACGAAAUGGAUAAAAACAAGGAAAUGAAGGAAAGCAUUAAGAAAUUCCGUGAAGAGGCUCAGAAGUUGGAACAGUCGGAAGCUUUACAAUCCGCCAGACAAAAGUUCAAUAUUGUUGAAUCGGAGACUCAAAAAACAUCAAGCAUACUUAAAGAUCAAUUGGGAAAUAUUAAGGAGAAGGUUUCCGAUGUACUCGAUGAGGCUGUUAAAACCGAAAUUGGUCAAAAAGCAUCUAAGCUUGGUGAAGAGCUCUCAAACAAGGCAAAAACAGCUAAGGAAACCAUAUCGGAAAAAGGCGAAAAAAUUGGCCAAACCACAGCAUUCCAGGCCAUAUCGGACACAACGAAAAUGAUCAAACAAGAAAUGGAUGCUCAGAGCAUUAAUUCCCGUGUGUACAGAUCGCCUGUUCGUCUACGUAAACGUAAGGAAAUUGAUUUAGCAAAUGAUGAUCGCGUUGUUGAACCAAAUUUGGAAGCAAUGGGCAUGGAAUUGCACAAGGACUCGAAAUUCUAUCAAUCAUGGGAGAAUUUCAAAAACAACAAUGCGUAUGUGAACAAGGUACUUGAUUGGAAAAUGAAAUAUGAAGAAUCUGAGAAUCCGGUUAUACGAGCUUCAAGACUUUUAACAGACAAAGUUUCCGAUGUAAUGGGUGGCCUAUUCUCGAAAACUGAACUCUCAGAGACGUUGACUGAGCUAUGUAAAAUAGAUCCAAAUUUCGAUCAGAAACAAUUUUUGAGAGAUUGUGAAACUGAUAUUAUACCAAAUAUCUUGGAGGCCAUGGUACGCGGUGAUUUGGAGAUACUAAAAGAUUGGUGCUUUGAAAGUACCUUUAACAUCAUAUCAACACCAAUAAGUCAGGCAAUAAAAGCUGGUUUGUAUUUGGAUUCGAAAAUUUUGGAUAUCGAAAACAUUGACUUGGCUAUGGGCAAAGUUAUGGAUCAAGGUCCAGUACUCAUUGUUACCUUCCAAGCCCAGCAAAUUAUGUGUGUGCGAGAGCGUAGUUCUAAUAAAGUCGUUGAAGGUGACCCAGAGAAAGUUAUGCGUGUGAAUUAUGUUUGGGUACUCUGUCGGGAUCCAAAUGAAUUGAAUCCCAAAGCUGCAUGGAGACUUAUGGAGUUGUCGGCAAAUAGUCAAGAACAAUUUGUAUAGAAAUAGUCCAUAACUAUUACCAUUGUUGUUAUGUUUUCAAACAUAAAAAUCCUAAACAUAGAUUUUAAGUUACUAUAUAUAUGUACAUGUAGAUAACAUGACAUUUCCCAGAAUUUAACAAGCAAAGAAAUGUCUUAGUUAAAUAAAUUUUGUUUGACACGUAAUAAGCGCACAUACAUAAAUAUAAAAAUUAUUUUCGAUGUUCUUGCGGAAUCUUGCAAUUUUAACUUAUCUUCUGCAAAUACUUGCUUUGAAUGCGAAAUCAAUUUUUAAUAUGUAUGUAAGUUUUAUCUCAACGUUUUUUAUGUUUCUUCCAGUUAUAAGUUGUGAUGAGUGCUAACUGCUACUCAUUGCUCAAUAUUUUUUUCCUUUCGAUAAAAUACCUAUAAGUACAUUUUAGAUUUUUUUAACAAUGUUAAAUUUUACAUGCGAAUUUUGUAAAUAUUAUAACUGCAGUAAAUUUCAACAUUUUUUUAUGAUUAUAAAACACGCACCUAUAUAUUUAGUCUCUUUUUUAAUAAGCAAUUUCUACUGUGUAGCUUGAAAGGAUGAAUAUGUAUAGAGAUGUGUUUAAAUGUUGAUUUAUUUUUUGUAUGCAAAUAUAAAAUGAAACCAAACUAAA
Molecule: messenger RNA, 2078 nt
Organism: Musca domestica (house fly)
Lineage: Eukaryota; Metazoa; Arthropoda; Insecta; Diptera; Muscidae
Product: mitochondrial import inner membrane translocase subunit TIM44
Exons: 3
Coding region: 164-1456 (430 amino acids)
Biological process (GO): protein import into mitochondrial matrix
Cellular component (GO): mitochondrial inner membrane
Molecular function (GO): protein-folding chaperone binding
Source: RefSeq, a predicted model, not a curated record